Messenger RNA from Contarinia nasturtii (swede midge), 567 nucleotides. RefSeq names its product gamma-secretase subunit pen-2-like. Bases 125 to 430 code for a protein of 101 amino acids. The record is from RefSeq and is a predicted model, not a curated record. Gene Ontology annotation, biological process: Notch receptor processing. The transcript is spliced from 3 exons. Gene Ontology annotation, cellular component: gamma-secretase complex. Lineage: Eukaryota; Metazoa; Arthropoda; Insecta; Diptera; Cecidomyiidae.
UACUGUCAUCUUCACUAUCAACAUUAUAUAUCCAGUCAUUGAAUUUUUUUUUCUCUUUAUUUAAUAUAAAUAGUCAUACAAAUACAAUUUUUAUAUCCAUUUGGUAACUGACUAAUCACUCAUUAUGGAUAUAUCUAGAGCGACGAAUGACAGGAAGCUAUAUCUUUGCAAGUGGUAUUUUCGUGUCGGAUUUGCUUUGCUGCCAUUCAUCUGGGCGGUGAACACCGUUUGGUUCUUUGACGAAGCAUUCAGAAAGCCAGCAUAUGAUGAACAGAAAUCCAUUCGAAAAUAUGUGAUAUUUUCUGCGAUAGGCGCUCUAUUGUGGGCAAUCGGUCUGGCCGCUUGGAUAACUAUUUAUCAAACGAAUCGCGUUGCGUGGGGAGAAUUCGCAGAUAGCAUUAGUUUCAUAAUACCACUCGGUACAGCGUAGUGAAUUUUCAGUUUUUUUUAUAAUCACUCUAUAUGUAAAAAAUUUUAAGCAUUGUUAUGUCAAAUGUUUGUGCUCGUGUGUGUGCAUUAUUUCACACAUUUCAAAAAGACUAAUGAAAUAACAUGUAGUAAAUAAAA